UGAGUCGCUCUCGAUUUGAAUCAAAUCCUCGAUGUAGUAUCCUCUCAAGAGGAAGAGUUCCUGGCACUGAAUCUUGUCCAACUCGUUGGAAGUUGCACUUGGGUUCGUGUCCCUGCUAAAUCAGGUGUUCGAAUAUGUUUCUAUUUCAUUCUCUCUUCGCGCUUGAGAUAUUGUUGAAAUAUCAUCGGUGAAAGAUUUGGGAAAUUUAAUCGUUGCAAAUGACAAAAUCUUAAACUUGAAGCGAUACCAUUCAAGUUUUUCGUUCAAAAGCAUUGAUACAGAAAUUAUAAUUAUAAAAACAUUGCGUGAUGGAAGAUUCGACGAAAUGCGAGGAUAUUGAACUUAGCAACACAAAUCCCGCGUGUCCUCAGCUGAAUCAGGCGUGUCCCGAUACGAAGUGUCAAACGGUAGAUAACAAGAAUAUACAGAUUCGUGUUGUCCGUGGUACUAAAAAGCCCAAAACCGAUAAUAAUGAUCCUGUCAGUAACGACAAGAAGGAUGUAAAGGAUGAGGAAACAACGGAAGCCAAAGUACGAACACUUAAACGCUCCUGCGAAUUGUGGUCUCUGGAAGAUAAGAAUACCUUUUUCAAAGCGCUUAACGAGUAUGGCAAAGACUUCGAUGCACUGCAGAGUUACUUUUUGAAUCAAGGCAGGAAACGUGGCCUCUCGGAUGCCAUGAUAAAGAAUAAGGAGCAAAUUCGACAUUUUUAUUACAGAACGUGGCUGAAAAUAUCGAAGCACCUCAAAUUCUCAGAAGAUGUGAAGAAAACCUCUCAAGAAUUAUACGGGCUGAUAAAUUAUGGUGAACUCAGACGGAAGCUACCUCGCAUUCACGAGAAGGUUUACUUAAGAUUGAAUGAAUUGGUAUAUUGGGGAUCCACGCAAGUCAGACUUCGGGGAAAAACCAUGAGAAUUAAAACGCCCAUAUGUAGGGCGCUUAGAAAGUUAAAUCAAUUAGAAGAUUGGCAGGAGGAAAUAAAAUUGCCGUCCAGAAUAACGAUAGAGCUGCGACCGCGUAACAACAUGGCUUGGUGGCAAGUACAAGCGGCGUCGAUGAAUCCACGAGUACGUACUCUUCUUCCGAUCCAAAGGCGCCUCUCAAGUUUAUUAAUAUUCUUGCAGCAGCGAUGGCGACUUAAAAAAUACACUACAUGCUCGACCGUGGAAAAUCUCAUUGCCAAUGACGUGAAGGACACUUGCUUAUUGCGAGUUGCUCCACCAGAAGGAUCCAAGAUUGCUCUGCCGAUGGUUAAUCUCGGAGAGUAUCUCACCAGCAAUAGCGUCAGUUUAAAUUCAUACGAGAAACGUCUCGGCCUAAAAAACUCAAGGGUGGAGUUGCUGGGGUCCGCGCAAUAUCUCAAAGGAAUAGGAAAGAAGGGAAUUAAGCGACACAAAUCGGACAGGAAGAUGCAAAAUCGCGCCGACGAUAAUUGCGCGUUGCCAGAUACUAGUAGCGACAUGGAUCUCUUGGAAACUGGUAGCAGCGUGUCUGAAAAACCAACGACCAUUAUAAAUAAUACAGAGAAGUCGCCGGAACAUCAUUCAGAACUCAACAGAUUUCCUGGUAGAGAAACUGUUGAGAGAAUCCGAAAAGGUUGGAACGUCGAGGAAGCAAAUACAAUUACUAUGGGUGACCUCUUCUUAAUGUUUGGUCGCGAGUCAAAAAUUACUCUGGAAUAUUGGUGGGACUGGCUGCCUAAUGAGCAUUAUACAUCCGAUUCGGCGUCACCGAGCAUACAUGAUAACAGUUUAUGUUUGGUCUUGCAAAAGUUCUUGUCACUAGCAAAGCAUAAUUACGGUACAAGCAAAGUCUACGAUAACACAUCGGGAAGCAACGAAACGGUAAUCUCGUCCCGCGUUCCGUCCAUCAAGGAGUCCACAUUCAGAAGGCCUCUUCUUCCGCAAACGUAUCACAAGAUUGGCACAGCUGACGCAUUUAAAACGCAACUUGACAAAUUUAAAACACGGUUUUCCAAACGAGGCAGAACAGUGAGACAGAAAAGUCUCGUUAUACAAAGGGUAUUGCCUAUUGUGUCGACGUCCAACAUAUCGCCAGAAAAUUUGACGAGCGAUGCGAGCAAAGUUGACGGAUCCUCAUUGUGCCAAACACAAACUGAUAAAAUAGUAGCGGUGAAUGCGAGCGAUACUCAGGACAAGACUUUCUUGGACUCCCUCGAGACAAGUGGAGACGCAAAGAAUUCCAAUUCAAUUAUUACUAGUGCUACACAGAUUCUUAAAGAAGGCGAGCAUCAGUGGCUGAACAGUGAGGUUGCCGAUUUUUCUCUAAGCAGCUUUUUAGGACAGCUCGAAUCGCCUAUGAAAGGUUCACAGAGAAGUCAAACGGGUGAACAGAUCAUGGAAGACACUCGGCCCUCUUCUGAUGUUGUAUCGCACAUGCAGUGCCUGAUGGGCGAGAAUAGCGUGGACUACAUGGCAAAAUUUGCGAAUAUGGUUUAUAACUCGCAGAUGGUUUCUAACGAAAAUAAAAAAUAGGUAAUUUAUUUAGCUCACAUUUUAUUUUUUGUUAAAAAUAAAAUCAUUCAUGUAUUUCCUAUGUUAACAUAUUGGAUUGUAACAAAAGUCCGUAGCGUUGUUUUUAAUGAAAAAAAAGAUGACGAGGUCUGAAAAGAUGGAAUCAUGAAGCUACCACAAAGAUGGCAAAAGCUAUAUGUAGUUGAAUAAAUAUUUAUAUAAUAAUAAUUUUGUGUUACAUAAAUAAUAAUUGUCACCAAAAUAACGCUACAAACUUUUGUUACAACUCAAUACAUGUGCCGAGUACUAUGACACAGACAUUUAUAUGUGAUAUAGCUUGUAUGAUGUAUGUAAUAUAAUAUGUAUAUAUACAUUUUAUAUACGAUGUACAGCAUAAAAAUGCAAGACAAUACAUAAAUUAAUGGUACAACA
Molecule: messenger RNA, 2906 nt
Organism: Ooceraea biroi (clonal raider ant)
Lineage: Eukaryota; Metazoa; Arthropoda; Insecta; Hymenoptera; Formicidae
Gene: crm
Product: cramped chromatin regulator
Biological process (GO): pattern specification process
Cellular component (GO): nucleus
Molecular function (GO): chromatin binding
Source: RefSeq, a predicted model, not a curated record